GAGAGUAGAAAAUUAGAGGAUACCUUCCUCCACUGCGAUAAACCUCCCUUUUCAUAAAGCUCCUCGUCUUUUUGACUUCAUUUUCCCCUUCCUCUCCCACAAAACCUUUUCCCGACCCACUAAAUGGUAAACUUGAAGUUAGCAAGAUGAGGUUAACUAACUUUUUGUUCACAUUCCUGCUUCAAGUCUGUGCGCUCUGGGAAGGGCUGCUCUCUCAAGACUUACCCAAGAAAGCUAUAGCAUUUCAAGAUUGUCCUGUGGAUCUGUUUUUUGUCCUCGAUACCUCUGAAAGUGUUGCUUUAAGGGUAAAGCCAUUUGGUUACCUAGUAGAAGAGGUGAAGACAUUCACCAAGAAGUUCAUUGACAAAUUAACAGACAGGUAUUAUCGAUGUGAUCGAAAUUUGGUGUGGAAUGCUGGAGCUCUGCAUUACAGUGAUUCAGUAGAGCUGAUACAAGGCCUGACUCGAAUGCCUGAUGGACAGAAUAAUUUAAAGGACAAAGUGCAGGCCAUACAGUACAUCGGGAAAGGCACCCACACAGACUGUGCCAUCAAGAGGGGGAUCGAAGAGCUCCUCAUUGGUGGCUCCCACCAGAAGGAGAACAAGUACCUGAUUGUGGUGACAGAUGGACACCCCCUGGAAGGCUACAAAGAGCCCUGUGGAGGACUGGAAGAUGCCGUCAAUGAAGCCAAGCACCUUGGAAUCAAAGUCUUCUCGAUUGCCAUUUCUCCUGGACACCUGGAGCCCAGACUGAGUAUCAUUGCUACGGACCAUACCUACCGGCGAAACUUCACUGUAAAUUCUGUGGAAAAUGUUGAUAAGUCCAUUGACACCAUGAUCAAUAUGAUUAAAAAAAAUGUGGAACAAGUGUGCUGCUCCUUUGAAUGUCAGCCUGCCAGAGGACCUCCAGGACCCCGGGGUGAUCCAGGAUAUGAUGGAGAAAGAGGAAAGCCUGGUCUUCCUGGUGAGAAGGGUGAUGCUGGAGACCCUGGGAGACCAGGUGAUCUUGGACCCGUUGGUUACCAGGGAAUGAAGGGUGAAAAAGGAGGCCGAGGGGAAAAGGGUUCAAGAGGAGCGAAGGGGUACAAGGGAGAGAAAGGCAAGCGUGGCAUUGAUGGCAUUGAUGGCAUGAAGGGUGAAACUGGAUUUCCUGGGCUACCUGGCUGCAAGGGAUCACCAGGAUUUGAUGGAGUGCAGGGACCCCCUGGGCCGAAGGGAGAUCCAGGCUCUUUUGGGGCUAAAGGAGAAAAGGGUGUAGCUGGAGCUGAUGGGGAACCAGGAAGACCAGGAAAUACAGGACCCCCUGGAGAUGAGGGCCAACCAGGAGAUCCAGGUCCCCUUGGAGAGAAAGGAGAACUAGGAGAUGAAGGAAAUGCUGGCCCAGAUGGUCCCACGGGAGAAAGGGGUGGCCCUGGAGAAAGAGGACCUCAGGGCACACCUGGGACCCGUGGACCAAGAGGCGAUCCGGGCGAACAAGGACCUCCAGGUGAUCAAGGUCGAGAAGGAGGCGUCGGAGCCACUGGAGACCCGGGUGAUUCUGGGCCUGUUGGACCAAAGGGUCACAGAGGAGAUGAAGGUGUUUCUGGACCUGGGGGUCCCAAAGGAGCCGUGGGACCUGUAGGACCACCUGGAGAUCCUGGUUUGAUGGGUGAUCGGGGUGAAGAUGGCCCACCUGGAAAUGGAACUGAAGGAUUCCCAGGAUUCCCAGGAUAUCCAGGGAACAGAGGUCCUCCUGGCAUAAACGGCACCAAAGGCUAUCCUGGUGUCAAGGGUGAUGAGGGAGAAGCCGGUGAUCCUGGUAAUGAUGACCUCAACCCUGGGCCUCCAGGAAGAAAAGGAGCCAAAGGUCACAGAGGCCCUGAAGGCCCUGCUGGACCUCCAGGACACACGGGGCCUCCUGGACCAGAUGAAUGUGAAAUUCUGGACAUCAUUAUGAAAAUGUGCUCUUGCUGUGAAUGCAUAUGUGGGCCCAUUGAUCUCUUCUUCGUGUUGGACAGUUCUGAAAGCAUAGGUCUGCAAAACUUUGAGAUUGCCAAAGAUUUCAUCGUCAAAGUCAUCGAUAGGUUGAGCAGAGAUGAACAAGUCACGUUUGAACCUGGGCAGUCCAAAGUCGGUGUUGUACAGUACAGUCACAGUAAAACUCAGGAACUUGUGUCCAUGUCAGAUGUCAACAUUAGAAACAUCCGCGAUUUGAAAGAAGCCGUGAAGAACCUGAACUGGAUUGCCGGUGGCACCUUCACUGGAGAGGCCCUGGACUUUGCCAGUAACACCCUUGGUCGACCUGAUGGGAAUCAGAGAAUUGCCAUCGUUAUCACCGAUGGGCGAUCUGACACAAAGAGAGAUCCUACUCCCCUCAAUGCCCUCUGUCAAACAGGAGCCCAGGUUGUUGCAGUAGGCAUAAAUGAUAUAUUUUCCAAACCUUCAAACCAAGAGGGACUGAGUGCAGUUACAUGUACAGCCCCAGCUCCCGGUCAGAAAAAAGGCUUAUCCAUUACAAAAGAAAAUUAUGCCGAACUGCUGGAUGAUGCUUUCCUGAAGAAUAUUACCUCUCAGAUCUGCAUUGAGAAGAAAUGUCCCGACUACACAUGCCCAAUCAAGUUCACCUCUUCGUCAGACAUCACUGUUCUGAUGGACAGCUCUACCAGCGUGGGCAGCCACAAUUUUAAAACCAGCAAACAGUUCGUGAAGCGCCUGGCGGAGCGAUUCCUCACCGCCGACAAGACCGACGCUGCCGACGUCCGCGUCUCCGUCGUCCAAUACAGCGGCAAGAACCAGCAGAAGCUAGAGGCCCAGUUCCUACAGAAUUACACAGAGAUCGCCAGCAUCAUCGAUGACAUGGAAUUCAUCAAUGACGCCACAGACGUCAACGCUGCCAUCCGGUACGUGACGACCCUCUACCAGAAAUCCUCUCCGAGUGGGGUGAAGAAGAGGCUGCUGCUCUUCUCCGACGGUAAUUCCCAGGGAAUCACUGGGCGGGCAAUCGAAGCUGCAGUCCAGGAAGCACAGCGAGCCGGCAUCGAGAUCUAUGUACUGGUGGUGGGCCGCCACGCCAAUGAACCCAACAUCCGAGUCCUGGUCACGGGCAAGACCACGGAAUAUGACGUCAGCUAUGGAGAGCGCCAUCUGUUUCGGGUGCCCGACUACCAUGCCCUACUCCAAGGGGUUUUCUAUCAAACAGUUUCCAGAAAGAUCUCCAUCGACUGAAAAGGAGGGCAUAGCCAGCUCCAAGGGCAUGUUGUAUAUUCUUCCCUCCCCCCCCCCACCAUUUUCCUAUUCCUUCCCCUCCUUAAAAAUCAAAAAUAAGAUGUGGUUAACGUUACUCUUGAGCCACCUGAUGAACUUGCUUUAAGAAAGAGAAAAGAAUGGGACGUCACAGAAUGAUAGUUCAUUUUAUAUGCACAGAACUUCACUCCCUACUCUGCAGCUGCCAACUGUAUCUUUGCACCCAUUCCUUUAGCCUUCAUUUCCUCCCACCUCUCUCCCAGCCCCACCCAAAAUUAAAAGGCCUGUCCAGACAGGGACAUUUUAACAUCUCAAUAGGUGUCCUAUUUAUGGUAAUGCUCAACAAGUAAAGGAGAAGCAGUACAUUUGGGGUAUCAUUUUGCCUUUUUUGGAGGUUUAUUUGCAGCCUUAUUUUUUACCUUCCUUACUUUUUAAAAUGAUUUUUUUUUUUUAAAUAGGACCAUAAGGUGGGUGGGUGAGAGGAUUCUUGUUUUCUGUCUGUCAUUUCACAGACUAGGCUUGAGGUUUGCCUAUUAUUACCUAUUAACAUUAAUUCUCAUAAGGUUUUUGCCACUAACAAAUUUCAGUGCCUAAGAGUUCACAGACUCAAAUCCAUGUGGCCCAAGGUAAUGACGAUGCCAUGGAGGUAAAUGAAAGUUGGUCAAAGGCCAAUAGGGAAUAAUGAAGCGGAAUAUUUUACAUCACUAGGCUAAGUGGGGUUAGAGCUUGCAAAAUUAUGCUUUGGAAUAUUUUGUUUUUCAACUGCUUCUUGCCAACCCUCUCGUGGUCCACAACGGAGUAAAACAAUUAUGUGUUAUUGUAAACGUGAAAAUAAAGGUGCUAGCCUCCUCUCCCAGGAGUUAUUCUUCCUUUUGUGUUUACACAUUGAUUUUUCAAAAGAUGUGCUUAAGGUCUUUGGAUUGGAUUGGACACAGAUUCAUUCACUGUUUCCACAGUGUCCUUGCUCAGAAAAGCUGUUUAAAAAUAAAUGCUAUGGUCUGUUUUACGUUGUAACCAAGAUCCUUUUUAGCAGUUCAGUUUUUACUCUUGUGUUUUGCUGAAUUGUGUCCAUUUCAGCCAUUUGUUCCAAUAAAUUGUUUUCCACAAAUCCUCA
Tachyglossus aculeatus (Australian echidna) is the source of this 4335-nucleotide messenger RNA. It is a transcript of the gene COL6A1, whose product is annotated as collagen type VI alpha 1 chain. The record is from RefSeq and is a predicted model, not a curated record. NCBI's taxonomy places the organism in Eukaryota, Metazoa, Chordata, Mammalia, Monotremata, Tachyglossidae. Gene Ontology annotation, molecular function: peroxidase activity; heme binding. Gene Ontology annotation, biological process: response to oxidative stress. The transcript is spliced from 35 exons. The coding region runs from base 147 to 3203 and encodes 1018 amino acids.